GUGAAAAUUGGACCUGCCUUGUCCUCCCUCUUCCCUUCCCCUCCCCUCUCCCCCCUAAACUCUUUAUCAGCUCAGGGCCGCACACACAGGGCCAGUGUGUUUGAUGUCUAGACAGCAUGACUACCACCGAGUCCAAAUCUGAACUCUUCACCAUAUCCAGUGGAGAGCCGACCCAGGAGCAGAAAGAGCAGGAAGGUCCUAUGGGCUUCUUUGAGAGGUACAUCCAGCCCUGCUUGGCUGAGCUGCUGGGCUCCACUCUCUUCAUCUUCGUGGGCUGCAUCUCUGUCAUCAGCAAUGUGGGCCUGACUGGCAGCAUCCAGCCCGCCCUGGCACAUGGACUGGCACUGGCCAUCGCAGUUGCAGUGUUUGGAGAGAUCAGUGGAGGCCACUUUAACCCAGCUGUGUCUGUGUGUGUGUACCUGCUCGGGGGGAUGGAGCUGGUCCUGCUCGGUCCAUAUAUCCUUGCUCAAAUCUUUGGUGGGAUGAUCGGGGCUGGCCUUGCCAAAGCCAUCUCUCCAUCAGAUGAAUUUUACAAUGCUUCUGGAGCUGCUUUUAAUGCGGUGAAGUCUAGUGAGUAUAUCGGGCCGGUCACUGUAGCUGAGAUGAUGAUGACCCUCUUUCUGACUGUGGUGGUCAGUAUGGGGGCUGUGAAUGGGAGGACUAAGAGCCAGCUGGCUCCAUUCUGCAUCGGCCUUACAGUGACAGCCAACAUCCUGGCUGGUGGUAGUAUCUCUGGGGCAUGUAUGAAUCCAGCUCGUGCUUUUGGCCCAGCAGUAGUGUCUGGUUACUGGGACUAUCACUGGGUAUACUGGGUUGGACCAUUGGCUGGUGCUCUGCUGACUGUCAGCAUUGUAAGGUUAUUGAUGGGAGAUAAGAAGACCCGUGUCAUACUAAAAUAACAAGACUGCCAAAUAUGAGCAUCAUGCAUGAAUGUUACAAUAACAGAAAUGUAAUUGUGUAAGAAAUUAUAUAAAAUAUUAAAUUCUUAAAUAUAGGGGAACUAUCUAGUGUUUCUCAUUAUUAGAAAGUUGUUAACAGUGUUUGGUGAUAACAGACUACAUGUAAUUUGGACUACAUACCUAUAAUCUGUAAAAAAAAAAAAAAAUAAUAAUAAUAAUAGAAUCACCAUAAAUAUGAAACACUAUACUAAUUAAAAAUUUUAAUGACAUUUUUAGGUACUUUAAAAGAUUGUUUGUGAUUAUAUUUAAUUAAUCUAUAUAGGAAGCAUUAGAUUAUUUAAACAAAAUAGUUAAGUGGGAAUUUGGAAAUACAAAUGAAUAGAAAAAUCUAAUAAUUUUAAAGAAUUUAAAGAAAUAAAAAAAAUCACAUUCAGACUCAAAUGUUAAAUUUUAAUCAAUUAUUAAUUUAGAUUUUUUUUAUUAAACACCAUUUAAUAAACAGAAUUUAGUAGAGUGUGCUAAAUUACUGCACUAAAACAGUGUAGUUCACUAAUUGUCUUUCAUAAUCCUUGUGGAUUUAGUCCCAAUUUUUGCAUUUUAUAAAUGUUUAUAUACAGUGUAUGCUACAACAUCAAUAAAUAUGAUGUGAUGUAGCCCCACAUCAGUAAUAUCCAUCCACAACAUGUAAUAAUGAGAAAUAGUAGAUAUGACAACUUUUUUUAAAGAAUUUUUUAUUGCUAUGAUGUCAUGUUUCCCCAGUGUAUAUUCAUCAAAAGCUGUUUCCUCUCUCUCUCCCUCACUCUCUCUCUCUCUCUCCCUCUACCUUUUUCUCUCUAUCUCUCUCACACAUACACACACUUUCCCUGUCUCUCUCUGUCUCGCUCUCUUUUAAAAUGUUUACUUUCCAUAAAACUGACUAUAACAAAUUAACAAGUUUACAUUACCUGUGUGUAAAUCUCUCUGCCUCACUUUAUCUACUGUUAAAAACACAACAACUCCAUUUUUACCAUUCUAACUACAGACUUGUGUGUUUGUAACAGAUGGAUAUGUAUCAAAAUAAAGUGUUCUACGUUUUUUUU
Molecule: messenger RNA, 1978 nt
Organism: Astyanax mexicanus (Mexican tetra)
Lineage: Eukaryota; Metazoa; Chordata; Actinopteri; Characiformes; Acestrorhamphidae
Gene: aqp8a.1
Product: aquaporin 8a, tandem duplicate 1
Exons: 5
Coding region: 117-899 (260 amino acids)
Biological process (GO): transmembrane transport
Cellular component (GO): plasma membrane
Molecular function (GO): water channel activity
Source: RefSeq, a predicted model, not a curated record